CACCGGUGUUGUAGUAAUCCCAGCAGAAUACACCCAAAAUUUCAAGCCUUUUCCAUUAUGAAUUUGGCCACGCUUCUAUCGCUUUUUCUAGCGUUGGUGUUUACUGCCCAGGCAGUCUUUGUUAAUGACGCGUUCAAGAAGGACUGGGUCAGCUAUAAUCUAGGCCCUGCUAUCAAAUAUGCGCUAAUCGACCAUGAAACCGUGUUGGAACUCUCGGAGAGUAACAUUUUGUACUAUAGAGAUAUUCUGUCUUCGAAAAUAAAAGGCUUUAUUGACUUGUCUCUCCAUGGAAGCAACGAUUUCAUGGUUGGCGACGCCACGAUUGCGACGUUCUCGAACCACAGCUCUCUGGUUUCAGUCUUCGACAGAAAAACAGGCAUUUUCAUCGUUUCAAUCCCGCUUGAAAACCCACCAAUACAAAUAAAGCCAUACAGCAACUACGGGUGGACGUUUCUCCAAGAGGGAGAUGUUGAAAACGAGCUCGUCACAUGGGACGGCCUCACUUUGACCAAGCUAGGUAGAUUCUCUGCUCAUUCUUUCUCACAAUUCUCUGCACCGGAUACAACGUAUUUGUGCAUAGAAAAGAGUGCAUUCCUGCUCACGUUUCAGGAAAAAGAACAAGGCCGUGUUUUGGAGGUUGCUACUUUGGACCAUGGUGUACUUUCGGACUUUUUAUUUCCUCAGAUGUUGGCUGACGGAGGCAAGCUUAAAAGUAAGCAGAGCACUCAAGUGUUCAUUACAGAGACCGUCAUUGUUAGCUACUGUGGGAAAUCUCUUGUCUUGUCCACAAUCUCUGAUGGUGUACCCAAAACUGUCUUCAGCAAGGUCUACGAUGAGAUCCUUGACGUCCAAGUUUCGAACAAGGCAUUUGUCGUGAUCACCCAGAAAAAAGCGCAUAUUCUCGAUUUGGCAAAAUUCUUGGACACGGGCGCUGAGCCAUCAAUACAAGACGGCCUGGUCAAGGUGUUACCUUACUUGAAGCACGCCAUUUUGACCUCAGGCCAUUUUAUCACCCUAAACGGUGAUAAAUCCGGCGAGAAAGUGAUAGUACACGAUUAUGACGUCAAAUCAGACUCAUCUCGUGUUUCGCCCUUGCUGCUGUCUCUGUUUUCUGCCACGGGUGAAAGCAUCAUUGUAAAUAUACCCCCUCUGGCUUCAAGGAUUGAAGAAGCUCAUCACUUGGUGGAAGAAUCACGUUCUCUGAGCAUCAUCUACCGCUGGAUUGUGAGGGUGUUGUCACAUUUAUCUCGAUUUGGUCGGCUUUUGUACAAUAUCAUUUCGAGGACAAAGUCAGAAGCGUCUUUGACUGAUGAAGACGUGUUUGGGUUCAACAAAAUUCUUCUUCAAAUCGAUCACCAACGGCUGCAAGUUGCAGCAAAGAGCUCCAGAAAUGGCAGAGUCCUAUGGAUCCACACUAUUGAGGAUGGGGGCAAGAUCCAAGAAGUAAGGGCUCUGGGCUCAAAAGCAUUUAUCAUCUUCGAUGGCGCAGCUCAAACUCUCGAUCUUGUUUCAGGUGAAUUGAUUGCAUCGAGGGUCUUUGAUGGCGUUGUUGAAAAAGUUGUUACUCUAGUCACCGACAUUCCUCAAGACGAGUUGGAUGAGCAUACCACAGUCGAAGCCAUUGCUGUCAAGAUUGAAGACAAAUUGGAGUAUCUUGUUGGUGAGCAGAACGUGUCGGCGUCCCAAUUUAUUCUUCAUCAAUAUGCGAACAGCCUCCAAGCUUACAGAGUCGAUGAAACAAGCUUGACACCCACAUGGCAAUGGCACAAACCCGACCAUAGACUCUUGGCGGUCACUAAGAACAGCAAUACUUUGACAUCUGCAGGCGGUAUUGCAAGAUACGACCGGUCCGUUCUCUACAAGUACUUGAACCCAAAUCUCGUCUCCAUUAUAAGUGAGGACAAUGGCAAGGUCAUUUUUACACUUGUAGACGGAAUCACGGGAACUGUUAUCCACACUCAAGAGCACAAAGAUGAACUGAUUGAUCUCGAGUCAAUCUGCAUAACACAGACCGAUAACUGGGUCGUGUAUUCAAUGUUUGUGGUCUCGCCUCAUAGCGAACAAAGACUCGUUGCUAUUGAUUUGUUUCAAGACACCAAAGACAUCUCGGGAGCUGAAAAGACCGCUUUCAAUUCUCCCAAUGUCACGGCAUCCGCCAAAACUUUCAUAUAUCCGGAGCGCAUUAUGUCGCUUGAGUCCACAGUGACCAAAUUCGGCAUCACCGUCAAGUCUAUCAUUGCGCUCACACAAUCAGGAAGCUUAGUUGAUAUUCCCAAGUUUCUCCUCAAUAGCAGGAGAGUUGACGGCCGCAAGUUGACCACCGAGGAUCAAAUGGAUGAUUUCCGCAUGCUUCCAUAUGAGCCUGGCAUCCCACAAAACACAUUCAAGGUCCUCAAUCACAAAUAUAAGCUUCAGGUCAGCGAAAAUCUGAAGAUUUUGGUGCUGCCCACGGAGCUCGAAUCUACGUCUGUGGUUUGUUUUGUCAACAAAUUAAAUGACUUCUGCACUAUCGUGCAACCUUCAUCCUCUUAUGACUUGCUCAAAAGCGAUUUCGAUAAACCCAAACUCAUUUUAACUAUUGCGGCCUUAGUCGCCGCCUAUUUGUUCAGCAAGCCGCUUGUUCUUUCGAAGAAGCUCAACCAGAAAUGGAUUGAUUAAGCUCGCAACCAGCAUCACUGACAUCUGAAGAAAAUCAAAAACAAAAAAAGAGAGAUACUGAAGAUGAUAUACAUAAAUGCUAUAAUAUUAUUGAGUUGAUGUCAGGUUAUUCGCUUGGAGCCAAAAUGGGCUUAGAAUUCAUAACGUAUUCCAUGACUUCUCUGUGCUGUUGAUUGUCUGGGUUGAUCCCGAAUAGCUUCCAGUCUAUAGUUUUAGCACAUACAGACUCCGUCAAUUUCUCAGUCCGAAAGACCUGCCAGAGCAGUUCGUAGUGCAAGCCCG
Metschnikowia bicuspidata var. bicuspidata NRRL YB-4993 is the source of this 2940-nucleotide messenger RNA. RefSeq lists its product as uncharacterized. Bases 58 to 2658 code for a protein of 866 amino acids. Gene Ontology annotation, cellular component: EMC complex. The transcript has a single exon. Gene Ontology annotation, biological process: protein folding in endoplasmic reticulum. NCBI's taxonomy places the organism in Eukaryota, Fungi, Ascomycota, Pichiomycetes, Serinales, Metschnikowiaceae. The record is from RefSeq and is a predicted model, not a curated record.